Impatiens glandulifera is the source of this 1399-nucleotide messenger RNA. Its product is annotated as RNA pseudouridine synthase 5. The transcript is spliced from 14 exons. The record is from RefSeq and is a predicted model, not a curated record. Gene Ontology annotation, biological process: pseudouridine synthesis. The coding region runs from base 64 to 1167 and encodes 367 amino acids. Gene Ontology annotation, molecular function: RNA binding; pseudouridine synthase activity. Lineage: Eukaryota; Viridiplantae; Streptophyta; Magnoliopsida; Ericales; Balsaminaceae.
UUCAGCUUUUUCUUUACGAUACAUUCUGAAGUCCGGUGCAACAAGAAACCGAAUUGAACUGAGAUGUCGGCUCGUUCGUUUGGACGGCCAUGGCCGGAGUUCAACGCCGGCUUAGCUUACUCCGAUGCCGUCCGAUCUCAUUACUCCGGUCUUACAUUGAUCGAGUUUUACUCCGUCAAUCAUUCGAAUUCAGCUCCAUUGCAAGGUUGGUUGCAGAGAAUUAACAAUGGACAGAUAACAAUUGAUGGAGAGGUCAAUACGGAUCCAAACACUGUUCUCAGAGUUGGUUCAAAGUUAGUCUACAAUAGACUUCCUUGGAGAGAGCCUGAUACACCGUAUUUGUUGGAAGUACUCUUCGAGGAUGAUCAUUUACUUGUUAUAAAUAAGCCUUCUGGUCUUCAAGUUCUAUCUGGAGGACUCUUCCAACAAAGGACUGUUUUACAACAACUCCAGUGGCAGGAAAGCGACCAAGUCUUUGUGCAUGAACAUCAAGGAAUGCAUCCUGUUCCUGUUCAUCGGUUAGGAAGAGGCACAUCAGGAAUACUACUUUGUGCUAAGACAAAAUUGGCCAAGACUCGUCUGUCAGCGUAUUUUGCUGACGGGACAUCACUUGUCUUGGACAACAGUAAGGCUGAUAAGGCAACCGGCAGAAGGAAAAUUUCAAAAUUCUAUAGAGCACUAGCAUCUGGGAUCCUUGAUCAAGAUGAGGUUGUUAUCAAGCAGCCAAUUGGAAUUGUUCAAUAUCCUGGAGUUGCAAAAGGGCUUUAUGUUGCUUCAGUUACAGCAGGAAAGCAGGCUUUAAGCAAGGUUAAGGUUCUUGAGAGAGAUGUACAACGAAAUCGCAUGUUAGUUGAGGUUGAGAUACAAUCAGGGAGACCACACCAAAUACGCAUUCAUCUGUCUUAUAUUGGUCAUCCUCUUAUAGGAGAUCCACUUUAUGUUGCUGGUGGGAUACCGAAUUGUUUUGAUCCUGAAGUCGGAGAAGGAAGAUUUGCCUCUGAUGGUGGCUAUGAGAGACCAUUGAAGCCCGUACCAGGAGACUGUGGGUAUCAUUUGCAUGCUCAUCGACUAUUUUUUCCUCAUCCAACAACAAAUGAGAUGAUUCCAAUUACUGCACCUCUUCCUUUCAUACUCCAAACAAGCAAAGAAGGCUGCAACGGCAUCUAAUAAUGUAUGUGAUUUUUAGAUUUUUUCAUGUGCCAAAAUAUGAGCUAUUUCUUAUUCAAGUAACUGAUUGCUUUUCAAAUUCAUAUAGUAAAACUUAUUUAUACUUAUCACCUGCAAAUAACCUUUCUUCCUACUUUAAUUUUCUCACUGAAACAUUCAAACAGUAUAACAUUAUUGUUCCCCUAGAACAUCAAUAAAUUCCUGCAAAACAAAGGGCCCAACAAAGGCCAUC